Messenger RNA from Magnolia sinica, 768 nucleotides. RefSeq lists its product as uncharacterized. Gene Ontology annotation, molecular function: structural constituent of ribosome. The coding region runs from base 38 to 535 and encodes 165 amino acids. Gene Ontology annotation, biological process: translation. The transcript is spliced from 4 exons. The record is from RefSeq and is a predicted model, not a curated record. NCBI's taxonomy places the organism in Eukaryota, Viridiplantae, Streptophyta, Magnoliopsida, Magnoliales, Magnoliaceae. Gene Ontology annotation, cellular component: ribosome.
AUAGCCACUGCCGAGAUAGUAUAGCAGAAGGAAAAAAAUGCAGAGAUGCGGCGGCAAGUAUCGCGUUUCGGCCAUUUCCGCGAUCCGAAACCUCGCGUUCUCCUCAUCGCACCGUUCCCUCCAUUCAUCUCCUAACAUCAGAGCACCAGUGUCAUUUCCUGUAAAUAGAUCCAUCUCCAACCACAUUUUCCACCUCCCUUCAAGAACAGACCAUCAGCUUCUAUUUCUAGGGUUCCGCCCUUCUCUUUCCCCUUUCACGAAUCAAACGCGCGAUUUUGCGUCGAAAAAGAAAGAAAGGAAGAGAACUCCGAUCACACCGGUUACAUCCAAGCUGAAGAAAACCAAGAUCAAAUCCUACUCAUCGUUUAAGUUCAGAUUUAGAACUAUGAAUGAUGGACAAGUUCGGCGAUGGAGGGCUGGGAAGCGCCACAAUGCUCAUUUGAAGUCAAAGAAAUCCAUCCGGAGGCUUAGAAAGCCAGAGAUAGUCCAUCCUGCUUAUGCCAAGGUGAUGAAGAAGCUCAACUUCUGUGGUUAGGUAUGUCUGUACGCAUCUGUAGCUCUCACCGGUUCCUGUUAGGUAGAGGAAAAUGCUGUUCUUUCAGCAUUUGAUCAUGCAUGCUUCAAUCUCCUUUUGAUUUUGAGAAUAUUCCCAGAUCAAACAUCUGUAAGAAAUUGCUCAAGCAUGUGUCGAUUGUAUCGUUGCCAUUUUUGAGGCGCAUUUUUCAAUUAUAAAAGCCAUGAAAUAACUCAGGUUAGGCCAUUUCUCUA